CGAGAGAGCAGACGGAGGAGCAGAGGGGACAGAGGGAGAUUAUGAUAUGACUACAAGUCGACGACAAUGCCUAUGACAGUCGCUGGACUGUAGAGGAGUACAGAGCGAGGAGUACGCUCCUGAAUCCUCGCCUCUGUCCUCUACGGAGGACGGUCUUGGACUUGUCCACCCGCCGAGUUGCACAGGGAACAGAAAAAGCAAAGAUGCCAAUCAGAAACAGCGAGCGCGGCGAGAGUGCAGGUGGCUGAAGCGACCUUCUUCACCCCUAACGCUUUUUUCUGUUUUUUUACCCACAAAAUCUCUCUCUCUGUGCGUUUGUGUGUGUCCCUCUCUCGUGAGAAUUUUCAACAAUCGUGAAAAAUGGGCCAAGGUGUGCUGUCGGUGGUCGAACAAGAGGUGGGAUCUCUCCGCCGGGAGUACAAAACAGAGCAGUACCGAGGACUACUGCGGAUUCUUAUCCCGGUACGAGGCGAGAAAUUCAAGCCGGAUACCGUGACACAGUAUGCGAACCGCAUUCGCAAGAUCCGCAAGGAGAUUGAGGUCUGCUACCCGGCGGCUCCCCUUACCGACGGGCUCUGGAGCCAUCUCUUUCUCGAGGGCUUGGGACACGAGUACCACGAGUUCGAGCAGAACAUCUUCACCAGACGCAGCCUGUUUGAGGAGGUGAGCGGGAACGAGGGUGGUCGCUCGAUGAUCACCUUUGACGAGAUCGUCAAGGAGGCCGUGCAGAAGGAAAAACGACUGAAAAACAAUGCCCUAUCAACGAGGGAGCCUCGUCCUGAAAGGAACCCGUCUCCUAGGGUCGAGAUACCGUCGCCACGAGGAGAGCGAGCAGAACGAGCAGAACGAGCAGAACAAGCCUCCCCCGCAACCAGUCCAAUCGACCACGAGCCAGACACGACUGUGGACCGUCCAACCCGCUCACAAGCGCGACGGACGGGUGCCCGAUCUUCCAACUCCCGGGCAUCCCGUUCGCGGGCACCUCGUACACGCCGCCGAACGAUCACCCAACGUGAGGCGGAAGAAGACGACACAGCACGCGAAGUGCGGUUACCGUCUAUCGAUCUGGGUAGCCAAGAUUCCCUCUCCUUCCCUGCCUCUGAGCCUGCACCCGAGCCUGCGCCUGCGCCUGAGCCUGAGCCUGAGCCUGAGCGUGAGACCGAAGUUCCGAGCAUCCGGAGCAAGCCACUGUCGACACCCCGCAAUGACCAGCUCGCGACUCCUCCAGGCAGUGAUGAGCCCGAAGCUCCGAGCAGUGAUCCGCAAGACCCGGGUAGUAGCAUGCCAGUGCUCACUGAAGACGGAGAGAAGAUUCUAGACCGAAUCCUACAGCAAGAAAAGGAGCUGGAGCUGGAGGCGAACAGGGACGAGACCAUCUGGACAGCGCGGGGGCGGCCCAGCGAACAGCGACCCCCGAGCAAACGCAAGUCUCCCUCCGUGGAAGCGCUAGACCGCGAACCGGAGAACUUCCCCAAGAGGCAGAAACGGCGGAAGAAGAACCGCCGCCACCACCGCGGCACCCCCGACCGCCCGACCACGCCCCGAAUGAAAGACGAGUCGCCGCCGUCGCCGUCCGACCGUCACCAAACGGCUCGGUGGCGGUCCAACUCGAUGUGGUGCACGCCCUACUCGCAGAGACCGAGUCCUCCACCAUCACCGUCGCCGAAACCAGUGGCCUCCUCUCCGACGCCCGUGCAAACCCUGCUGAAGCGAGUGGAGUUGCCGACGCCCGUGCAAACCUUGCCGAAGCGAGUCGAGUCGCCGACUCUCGCGACCAACGACGAGUCUACGCAGAUCAGGGACCUCGAAUGGCACGAUCUGAACCGGGAUUUCCGUUCUGACUGGGGGUUGUCUGACGUGUAUGAUCCGAAAGUCGACAUGGACUGGCAUGGCAUCUGGGUCGACGAUUGACCACACUUUACUCUAUCUUGAGCACACUCUUUGCAUGGCGGGUCUCGGUUUCUCAACUAAUCGUUUCUUUUGUCUCGGCUUUCAGUCUAGGGAUGUACGUAUACAAUAGUCAUAGAGUUGAGAGUAUACCAAGACAGUAAAGUACACUCGAGAGAUCAAUUGACCUCCCUCC
This is a messenger RNA of Penicilliopsis zonata CBS 506.65, 2083 nucleotides long. RefSeq lists its product as hypothetical. The coding region runs from base 361 to 1911 and encodes 516 amino acids. NCBI's taxonomy places the organism in Eukaryota, Fungi, Ascomycota, Eurotiomycetes, Eurotiales, Aspergillaceae. The record is from RefSeq and is a predicted model, not a curated record. The transcript is spliced from 2 exons.